Messenger RNA from Debaryomyces fabryi, 831 nucleotides. Its product is annotated as 1-(5-phosphoribosyl)-5- ((5-phosphoribosylamino)methylideneamino)imidazole-4-carboxamide isomerase. Gene Ontology annotation, molecular function: 1-(5-phosphoribosyl)-5-[(5-phosphoribosylamino)methylideneamino]imidazole-4-carboxamide isomerase activity. Gene Ontology annotation, biological process: L-tryptophan biosynthetic process; L-histidine biosynthetic process. The record is from RefSeq and is a predicted model, not a curated record. NCBI's taxonomy places the organism in Eukaryota, Fungi, Ascomycota, Pichiomycetes, Serinales, Debaryomycetaceae. Bases 1 to 831 code for a protein of 276 amino acids. Gene Ontology annotation, cellular component: cytoplasm. The transcript has a single exon.
AUGACAAAGUUCAGGGGUUGUAUUGAUAUACAUUCUGGACAAGUAAAGCAAAUUGUUGGUGGUACUUUAACACAGGAUGAUACAAAAGAAUUGAAGGAGAAGUCGACCACCACUGAGAACUUCGUUUCAACCAAACCUUCAUCAUAUUAUGCUGAGUUAUACAAAAAUGCAGGUAUAAAUGGAUGCCAUGUAAUUAAGUUAGGAUCCAAUCCAGAAAACGAUGAAGCAGCUAAAUUAGCUUGUAAGCUGUGGCCAAAUAACUUGCAAGUAGGCGGCGGAAUCAAUGGUGAUAAUGCAUUGGAAUGGUUGGAUGUACAUAAAGCGUCACAUGUUAUUUUGACUAGCUGGUUAUUUAGUGAUGGUGUUAAUGGUAAGGAAUUUGAUUGGGCGAAAUUAAAACAAGUAUCCGAAUUGGUGGGCAAAUCUCGGUUGAUUGUAGAUUUGAGUUGCAGAGAGUUAAGAGUUGAUAACAAAGUUGAAUGGGUCGUUGCUAUGAACAAAUGGCAAACUUUGACCAACAGUAAAUUAAGUGCUGAAUUUUUAGGUGAGGUAUCUCAAUAUUGUGACGAGUUUUUGAUACAUGCUGCAGAUGUGGAAGGAUUGUGCAAGGGGAUUGAUGAAAACCUUGUGGCCAAAUUAGGAGAGUGGUGUCCUAAGGGAUUUGAGGGUAAGAUAGUCUAUGCCGGUGGUGCAAGGCUGGUGGAGGACUUAGAUACUGUCAAUGAAUUAAGUGAUGGUAAAGUGGAUUUGACUUACGGAAGUGCAUUGGAUGUAUUCGGCGGAAAGCUAGUCAAAUUUGAUGAUCUCGUGUCCUGGAAUAAAUUACAAUAA